AUGUCGCUCCCGUCCUCGCACAAGGCCGCUGUGGUACCCGAAGCCGGUGCUCAGCACCAGGUGACCGACCGUUCGCUCGCCCCCCUCGCUGCUGACGAGAUUGCCGUCAAGGUGACCGCCACGGCCAUCAACCCGGUCGACUGGAAGAUCCGCGACUACAAGAUCUUCAUCACCGAGUACCCUGCCGUUCUCGGCUCUGAUGCUGCCGGUGAAGUCGUUGCGGUCGGCUCCUCUAUCACCAGCCACAAGCUUGGCGAGCGCGUCUUCUUCCAAGGCAUCCUGGGCAAGUACGACUCGAGUACAUUCCAGCAGUACGUCAAGAUCCCCGCUGCCCUUGCGGCCAAGACGCCCAAGAAGGUCUCGGACGAGCAGGCGGCCACCUUCUGGGUCGCCGGCAUGGCCGUUGCCACGGGUCUCUACCACAACACGGGUCUCGGCCUCCCUGCUCCCUGGGACAAGAACGGUGACGCCGUCGGUAAGGGCAAGACCGCCAUCAUCCUCGGUGGAUCUUCCAGUGUUGGUCAGUACGCCAUUCAGUUCGCAAAACUCUCGGGCUUCGACCACAUCCUCACCAGCUCCAGCCCAAGUCACUUUGACUACCUCAAAACUCUCGGUGCCACCAUCGUCCUCGAUCGCUCCAAGGCGACCUCUGCCAAGGACUUCACCGACGCCCUCCCCUCGGGUACGAGCGCAGAAUGGGUCUACGACUCCAUUUCUUCCGCUUCAACCCAACUCCUCGCCGUCCAAAUCCUGCAGUCUCUUAACGGCGGAAAAGUCAUCACAGUCAUGCAACCCGACGCAGAAGCCACCAAACAAGCCGCCAAGGACGACGAAAAGGACGUGGCGGUCACCAACAUCUUGGGUCUCGGCAGCCACCCUAGCUACCGGUACGUGUCGGAACCCCUCGCUGCCCAUGUCGGCGGCGAAGCUGGGUAUGUCGCCGAGGGAAAGGUGCACUUGAACAGGCCGCAGGUGGUGGCAGGUGGUUUGGGAGCUGUGGAGGAGGCGCUCAGGUUGAACAAGGAGGGCGUAUCUGGGGUCAAGGUCGUCAUUAGGCCUAACGAGGCGUAA
This is a messenger RNA of Kalmanozyma brasiliensis GHG001, 1071 nucleotides long. Its product is annotated as Alcohol dehydrogenase GroES-like protein. Gene Ontology annotation, molecular function: oxidoreductase activity, acting on NAD(P)H. The record is from RefSeq and is a predicted model, not a curated record. Bases 1 to 1071 code for a protein of 356 amino acids. NCBI's taxonomy places the organism in Eukaryota, Fungi, Basidiomycota, Ustilaginomycetes, Ustilaginales. The transcript has a single exon.